AUGGCUCCAGCCCAGCUCACAGGCCAAGCGCUCCUGGCUCGUGCGAUCCAGAACACGCCCAUUAUCGACAACCACGCGCAUCCUCUCCUCAAUCUUGAUGCAAUUGACCGCUACCCGCUCCUUUCCAUCGUCACCGAGGCCCACGGCGAUGCCAUUCACGCCUCACUGACCAGCCUUGCCCAUCUGCGAGCUGUCAAGCAACUGUCGGGUAUUCUCAAGUGCGAGCCCACAUGGGAGGCCGUUGUCAACGCAGUCGAGCAGAAACGCGUCGGAGAUUAUGACGCUUGGGUGGCGGAAUGUCUCACUGGCAUCGAGUCCGUCCUGGUCGAUGAUGGGCUUGAUGGAGAAGACAACGUCUACCCCUACACCUACUUUGACGAACACACGCCGAGCUCGGCCAAGCGUAUCGUGCGCAUAGAGCAAAUCGCAGCCUCCAUCAUCAACGCCCACUGUCCUGAGCAGGUCUCUGGGCGCAAGACCUCGGAGGACAUCGCUUUCGCUUUUGACCAGGUCGUAGAGGAUUUUGACCUCGCCAUUCUGAGGGCCACGUUCGACACUGAGGUCGUCGGCUUCAAGUCUGUCAUUUGCUAUCGAACCGGUCUCGCCAUCCCCCGCAAGCCUGACAUCGCCGCCGCGAGGCAAGCCUUCGAAGGGAUUUUCAAGACGCAUACCCAAGGAACUGGCAAGGCUUUCACAAGAGUUGACCACCCAGGUCUCAAUGAGUUCUUCGUCCACAGAUUGGCCUCCGUUAUCCGGGAUGGCGAAGCCCCCGUGAAGAAGCCAAUUCAAUUCCACACAGGUCUGGGUGACAACGACAUCACCCUCACCAGCGCAUCGCCGUCUCACCUUCAAGAGUUCAUACGAGAAUACCCCACCGUGCCCAUAGUCCUCCUCCAUGCCAGUUACCCGUACACCCGAGAGGCCGGGUACCUCGCCACUGUCUACGCAAACGUGUAUGCCGAUAUUGGGGAAAUAUUUCCCUUCCUCAGCCAAGAUGGCCAGGAGACGGCUGUUCAUCAGAUUCUCGAGCUUUGCCCGUGGUCCAAGAUCUUGUGGAGCACCGACGGACACUGGUUUCCCGAGACAUACUUGCUAGCCGUGUUGCAGGUGCGAGAGGUCUUUGAGAAGGAAGGCUGCCAGCUCGUUCGCGAUGUCUUCUUCAAUAACUCGAAUAAGCUGUACCGCCUUGGGCUGACAUUACGAGACGAGGAUGAGGCCCCCGGACAGUCCCAACAGACCGUGUCUAGUGACCUAGACCUGCUCGAGGAGUACCUUGCUGCCAACCCGACACCUACGUUUAUCCGGGUGUAUUGGAACGACUUCACAGCCACACCCAGAAUGCGUGCCAUUCCUCUACCCAACGUCUUGCGACAACUUCGUGAAGAGGGUGUUUUCAGUGUCGGGGUAACCAAGGCGUCGUUGGGGUUGCUCCAGAAUGACAUGAGCGCCCCAGGUAUUUCGCCAGUCGGAGAAUACAGACUUUACCCAGACUUCAGCUCACUCGUGGGCGGUCCCGGUACAGGUCACGCCAGCACUUUCGGUGACUUUCGGGAAUCGGACAGUUCAGCAGUCACUCUCUGUCCGCGGACGCUGUUGCAGCGGCUUACUGACCUGGCGUCGAGACGUGGCUUAUCUUUUCAGCUCGGCUUCGAGGUAGAACUUGUGUUGCUUCAGCGUGGCUCAUUCGACGGCCAGCCCUACUACUCCACGCUGGAGACGGACGGCCACGCCUGGAGCGUUGGCCGCGCCAUGGACAGCCCUGUUGUCGCCGAGGUCAUCGAGCCGGCUAUAGCCACUCUUGCAGAGCAAGGCAUCUUCAUCGAGCAAGUACACCCUGAGAGUGCACCGGGGCAGUUCGAGGUUGUGCUACCAAGGGCGGCACCACUUGCAGCCGUCGAUACUCUGAUUCACGUGCGCAACGUCAUCUCGAAUGCAGCCACGAAGGCAGGCUACAGAAUGACGUUGCAUCCCAAACCCUUCGCCAUGGCCUGUGGCAACGCUGCCCACACACACUUGUCCAUAUCAUCGGCUAAUGGCGACAAGCCAGAGGUUUACCAGCCCUUUUACGCCGGAAUAUUGAGACACCUUAGAGCCAUUUGUGCGUUUACUUACAGUAAUCCUGCCAGUUACAACCGUCUAGUUGAUGGCGCAUGGGCUGGCGGCAGAUGGGUGGCCUGGGGCACGCAGAACCGCGAGGUUCCGCUUCGCAAGAUCAGCGAGAGCCACUGGGAGAUCAAAUGCAUCGACGGCCUUGCGAACCCUUACCUCGCCACUUCAGCCAUUCUAGCUGGUGGGCUCCUGGGUGUCAAGAAUAAUGAAGCACUGAUCUGGGGUGACUGUGGGGUUGAUCCUGCCACACUUACGGACAAUGACAAACGGGAGCUUCAUAUGGAGGAGAUGCUGCCGCUGUCCAUCAAUGAAGCUCUGGAAGCGCUGCAGAAAGAUGAUGACAUGGUCUUGCUUAUUGGAGAGGAGCUCGUGGAGCGAUAUGCCACGUGA
Verticillium alfalfae VaMs.102 is the source of this 2499-nucleotide messenger RNA. Its product is annotated as fluG. The record is from RefSeq and is a predicted model, not a curated record. Gene Ontology annotation, molecular function: hydrolase activity; glutamine synthetase activity. The transcript is spliced from 2 exons. Bases 1 to 2499 code for a protein of 832 amino acids. NCBI's taxonomy places the organism in Eukaryota, Fungi, Ascomycota, Sordariomycetes, Glomerellales, Plectosphaerellaceae.